ACACGGCGGAGGAUUGAACCGCAAAAAAUAUAGAGAGCGGAAUCAACGUUAAGGUGAAUGUUUUUUCAUAGAUUAAAGUUGAUAAUCUCGUUUAUUACGCUAUAAAGCGCGCAUCGGAGAUACGAGUAACACGUCCAGUCAUUUCGCUAAAAUCGUAAAGGUUAACUUUAACUUUAACAAUGACGUGAUCGUUAGCUUGUUUUGUUUUACGUGGCUAACGGACAGGACAGUGCAGUCAAAGUUAUUUUACUUUUACACAUGUCUCGUUUACCCGUGAUGUCAAGCAAACGGGUUCUUACGAACAGCAGCGGCUCAGAGAACGGACAAGACAUGGCUCCAGCUCAGAAAAGGAUUCGUAAGGACCCAGAAUCUGCCAAACCUCAGGCAGCAGCUACAAUCGUUGGAGGCAGGCGGCCUCCUGCUGCAGCAACAACAACCAGGGCACCUCUGUCAAAGCCAGUCAGGAGUGUGGGAGCUGCCACUGUGGCUGUUGGUCCUUCCAGAGGUGUCCUGAAAUCAUCGACAGCUGCAGCAAAGGGAGGCAACGUGAGACAACCAGUCGCAUCCACUGCCCCAAAGACAGUCACAGGUGGGGGCAGCAACACUCGACGGCUUCCAUGGGACCUGAAGGGUAAGGUCUCUGACAUGGAGGGAAAGAUCCGUAACUACCAGACCAAGUUUAAAUCUGUCAACCAGGAGAAUGAGGAUCUGAAAGGCUCCAUGGUCCAGACUCAGUCAAAAGUGGGUGCUUUGCAGAAGGAGCUACAGAGCCAGAGGAAUCAGAUCAGUGCGUAUGAGGAGGAGCUGCAGGAUCUGGCUGGAGUCCGGGAUGAGUUGGAGAAAGUGUCCAGUGAGAGGAGCACUCUUCAGAAGGAAUUCUCCAAUUUAGAGGGCAAAUACAAGGUCAUGGAGACUCUGAGAGACAGCCAAGAGACGGAGCUACAAACCCUCAAGAUGAAACUUUCAGUGCAGGAGUCGACCCUGACUCGCGUGCAGGCAAAUCUCAGAGACCGAGAAGAAGAGGUCCACUGUCUCAAAGAGACUGUGGCCCAGCAGAAGGACGAGCUUCAUGGCGGGGAAAUGGAGCGCAGGCGGCUUCACAACACCAUUCAGGAGCUCAAGGGUAAUAUCAGGGUGUUUUGCAGAGUGCGCCCCCUGCUGACUGGAGGCCUGACCAAACACAUCCAGCUACCAGCCUGUGACAACAAGUUGAUAACGCUGGCCAAAACAGAGGAGUCUCACACAGGAAAAACUGCAGACACCCAGAAGAACUACAACUUUAAUUUUGACCGUGUGUUUGGCCCCGGGACUUCACAACAAGAGGUCUUUGAGGAGAUCUCUUUGCUGGUGCAGUCGGCACUCGACGGCUACAACGUCUGCUGCUUUGCCUACGGCCAGACAGGAAGUGGAAAGACAUACACCAUGGAGGGAGAUGAGUUUGAUGACGCCAGAGGAGUCAUCCCCAGAGCCGUGCAGCAAAUCUUCAAAGCAGCAGAGAAGCUAGGAGCUCAAGGCUGGGAGUUCGCCUUUACCGCGAGCUUCGUUGAGAUCUACAACGAGACCCUGCGAGACCUCCUCUACACCGGCAAAGCCAACAAGAGGCCCGAGCACGAGAUCCGCAAGUCCACCAACAACGAGGUGACCAUCACCAACCUCACCUAUGAGAAGGUCGCAAAUGAGGAUCAGGUUCACGGCCUGAUUGCACUGGCCAAUCAGAAUCGCUCCACAGCCCAGACGGCCCAGAAUGACCGCUCCUCCCGCUCGCAUUCAGUCUUCCAGCUGGAUAUUGAGGGAGUGAACACCGGCCGGGACAUUAAAUGCAAAUCCACCUUGUGCCUGGUGGACUUGGCUGGCAGUGAGCGAAUGAUGAAGAGUCAGUCUCAGGGCGAGCGCUUCAAAGAGAUGACGGCCAUCAACGGCUCCCUGUCUAACCUGGGCAUCGUUAUCGCGGCGCUGGCUAACAAGGAAAGCUAUGUUCCGUACAGAAACUCCAAGCUCACCUACCUUCUGCAGGGCUGCUUGGGAGGAAACAGCAAAACCCUGAUGUUUGUGAACAUCGCUCCAGAGACAGACAGCUUUGGAGAAACUCUCAACUCGUUGAGGUUUGCCAGCAAGGUGAACGACUGUGUCAUUGGGACUGCAAGUGCCAAUAGGAAGUAGAUUGAAGCUCGGAGAAAACAUCUUUCUUUUUUUUU
Molecule: messenger RNA, 2195 nt
Organism: Solea solea (common sole)
Lineage: Eukaryota; Metazoa; Chordata; Actinopteri; Pleuronectiformes; Soleidae
Gene: kifc1
Product: kinesin family member C1
Exons: 17
Coding region: 259-2160 (633 amino acids)
Biological process (GO): microtubule-based movement
Molecular function (GO): ATP binding; microtubule binding; microtubule motor activity
Source: RefSeq, a predicted model, not a curated record